Molecule: messenger RNA, 13025 nt
Organism: Colossoma macropomum (tambaqui)
Lineage: Eukaryota; Metazoa; Chordata; Actinopteri; Characiformes; Serrasalmidae
Product: mucin-5AC-like
Exons: 48
Coding region: 89-12181 (4030 amino acids)
Molecular function (GO): protein binding
Source: RefSeq, a predicted model, not a curated record
GGCAUGCUGAACUGCAGCACCAGCAGCAAUAACUGCAGCAUCCCCAACCUGCGCUGCGGACACACCUACAACAUCACUGUAAUGCAAAAUGACACACGCUGCAACAGCCUGCCCUCCACAGCCAUUCAAAUGGAGUCAGUCCCCUGUGCUCCCGCAGCAGGUGGUGGGUGUAGUGAACUGUUCGUCAGGUGCAAUGACGGUAGGAUGGAACAGUUCAGCAGUAGGUGUGAACUAUACGACAGUGGUGUGGUCAGGAACAGGAGGUCCAGUCUACUGUAACUCAACUGAACCCCACUGCAGUGUGGAACAGCUGGACUGUGGCAAGGCCUACAAUGUGAUGGUCCUGGCUGCACACGGGACCUGCCAGUCUGCUCCUAGUCAGCAGAUUACAGUAGAACAAGUGCCGUGUGUGCCCACCAAUGUCUCCGUGUCUCGAGUUUGUGGCGCUACUUCUGUGGACAUCACCUGGGCCCCCAGCACUGGAGCUCACACAUAUAUAGCCAUCGCCAUAGAUACCCAUGGUCAGACGUCACAGUGCGUCAGCAACGGGACUAGCUGUAGCAUCACUAACCUCACCUGCAGUCAGGUGUACAGCAUGGGUGUCAUAGCAGCGAAUGACAACUGUAGCAGCCGACUGAGCCAGACAGUCUCUCUGUACACAGACCCCUGUGCCCCCACUAGUGUUUCAGGCCUGGUGAACUGUUCUUCUUCAACUGCCUCUCUAUUGUGGACUCCCAGCCCUAAUGCGCUGGGCUACAUUGGGAGGCUGGAGAGUUAUGGGGAUGUGCGGACCUGUAAUGUCAGCACCGCGGGUUGCCAAAUAUCUGGCUUACUCUGCGGUCAGCGCUACAACUUUAGCGUGUCUGCCACAGAUGGGAGCUGUGCUAGUACUCGGACUGCUCCCAUACAGCUGGAUACAGCUCCAUGUGCUCCUCAAAAUGUGUCCACUGUUCUUGCGUGUGAUACUAACUCUGUGACUGUGACCUGGAGCCCUACUGCAGUGCCUCAGAACUAUAUGGCCAUCGCAGUAUGGAAUGGAGGCACUGCGCUGUCCUGCAGCUCGCAAAACACCAGCUGCAGCAUACAAGGCCUUCAAUGUGGCCAACAAUACAACAUCACAGUAGCUGCAUCCAAUGGCAACUGUAGCGGACCAGCAAGCCCUGUGCAAACUAUACAGACAGCCCCCUGCAUCCCUCAGAAUGUGACUGGCCAUGUCACAUGCGGAUCCGGGUCCCUGGUAGCAUCUUGGGAUGCUGCCCCUGGGGCCAACGGUUACAUCGCCAUGUUAUCUGCUUCUGGAAAGUUCCCUCAGAUGUGUGUGACAGGCAACCUGUCAUGUGUGUUCAGCGGACUGCAGUGUGCCAGUCAGUACAGUCUCAGUGUAGCGUCACAAAACAGGAUCUGCAACAGUACCAACAGCCCAGUCAUCAGCCUCAGUACAGGUCCCUGUGACCCUCAGAAUGUUACAGCCAUACUCCAGUGCAGCAGCAGCGUUGCCACAGUGAUGUGGAGUGCCAGCACAGGUGCAAACAGAUACACAGUGUUGGCACAAACAGAUGGUGGGCAAACGCUUGCUGCUUCCUGCUCCACCAGCAGCACUUCCUGUCAGCUAGCCUCUUUGACAUGUGGGAAGACGUUCAAUAUCACAGUACUGGCAGGGGAUGCAACCUGCAACAGCACCUUCCAGCCUCGUGCUGUGGUAGUCACAGCCCCAUGCCUCCCCACCAUCCUCAGUACAUCCCUGGAUUGUGCAACAAAUGCAGCCCUGUUGUCAUGGACUCCUGUCAGCAGUGCCAUCCUUUACAUUGUCAACGCCACCUCUACAAAUGGACACGAGUCAUCAUGUGUUUCCACAAACUUCAGCUGUAGUCUGACUGGACUACAGUGCGGCCAGAAAUACAGUGUUUAUGCAACUGCACGAGGGGAGCAGUGUGAUAGCUCACCAAGCACCAGUGUCACUGUCAUUACAGCUCCGUGCUCUCCUUCCAUGGUGAAUGCCUAUUAUGACUGCAAAAACAACACUGCUCUCAUUGGCUGGAAUAACAACAAUGGAAGCAUCUUAUUUGUUGCCCUUCUGGAAGGGGACGGGUACAGUGACUCUUGCAGCACCACAGGGACAAACUGCUCUAUUACCGGCUUAAGCUGCGGUCGUGGCUACAACGUCACUGUGAAAGCAGUUUCCAGUAACUGCAACAGCAGCUACAGCCAACCAACUGGAAUCCAGACAGUGCCCUGUGCCACACAGAAUGUGAGUGCCUCGUGGCAGUGUGCUAACAGCAGUGCAGUGGUGGUGUGGGCACCCACAGCAGGUGUGAGUCUGUACAGUGUGACGGCACUGGGGAGGGAUGGAGAUGUUAAACAGUGUAACUCCACCACCAGCACCUGCCAGCUCAGCCAGAUGCACUGUGGGCAAAUUUAUAACAUCACUGUGACGCCUUACACAAAGAACUGUGGAGGAGUCCGCAGCGCAGCAUUUAGCUUCAGCACAGGUCCUUGUGCUCCCACUAACCUCUCUGUGGUUCUGCAGUGUCAGGGAAAUCUGGGCACAGCCUCCUGGCUUCCAGCUGCAGGGGCUGAUUCCUAUGUUGCCACAGCAACUGCCCCUGAUGGGCACACGCAUACCUGUGCUUCAAACACUACUAGCUGCUCUUUCACUGACUUGCACUGUGGUGAAACCUACUCUGUUACUGUGGUGACGCUGACGAAUGGUUGUCCCAGUGACCCCAGUGUUGCCGUGGCAAUAAGAACAGCUCCAUGUGUCCCGGUAAACGUGUCGGCUUCUGUGGACUGUAGCACGAACACUGGUAACAUUUCCUGGGGGAGUGCAGCUGGUGCUGUGGUCUAUAAUGCUAAGCUGGUGGCGGGGAAUGGCCAUGUCGCUUUCUGUUCAACCAGUGGCACUUCCUGUGUGGUCAUGCUGGACUGUGGGCAGAACUACUCAGCCAUGGUGGUAGCCUCAACAGACGUCUGUAACAGCUCACUGUCCUCCAGCCUUCAGUUCCGCUCCGCCCCCUGUCUGCUACAGAAUGUAACUGCAGCCCUAGAUUGUGCUGCUAACCAGCUUGCUGUGCAGUGGCAGGGCACAUUUGGCUCUGAUCUCUACACGGCUGUGGCGACCAGCAUCAGUGGUCACCAAGCUUCCUGCAAUGCCUCCUCCUCUUCCUCCUGCUCCAUCCUGGGCCUGCGCUGUGGCGAGACAUACAAUGUCACUGUGGCCAGCUCCUCCAGCAACUGCAGCAUCCCACAGGCCUCAGUAACCCAGAUCCAGUCAGUACCCUGUAAGCCCCAGAACAUCUCAGUGGAUCUGCAGUGCGGCUCUAACUCUGCCACGGUGCAGUGGGGGCCCUGGGGUACUGCUCAGAGCUAUAGUGUGACAGCUGUGGACACACUGAGUGGAAAUGUCACAUGCAGCUCCAGCAGCAGCAGCUGUGUGCUCAACGGCCUAAGCUGUGGCCGCACAUUGAACGUCACCGUUGUCAGCCGCAAUGACCAGUGUGUGAGCAAAGUGAGCAGCACCGUGGAGCUCAUUACAGCACCAUGCUCUCCCACUCAUGUCAUAGCCAGUCUCAACUGCACCUCCAACUAUGCCUCCGUCUCAUGGGACGCAGCCCUGGGUGUAACCUCGUACCUGGUGAGCGCUGUGGGCAGCGCUGGCUACAACACUUCCUGCAACAACACAAACCCGCAGUGCUCUAUCACUGGCCUGCAGUGUGGUCAGAAUUACAGCAUCAGAGUUGCAGCCCAGCGCAACGGCUGCUUCAGCCCUGCAAGCCAAGACAUCACCCUCAGUGCAGCACCCUGCCCCAGCACCAACCUCCAAGCCUCGAUGGUCUGCAGCUCCAAUGUUGCACUCGUCUCCUGGUCACUCGGCAGUGGGACACAACUUUCGAAUGUCACAGUUCAGUCACUCCAGACCCUACAGCAGUUCAGUUGUGUUUCUUAUGGAUCUUCCUGCAACAUCAGCACCCUGCCGUGUGGUCAGCGCUACAGUGUCACUGUUACUGGAUACAGCCAGAUGUGCUCCAGCCCCUCUGCUGUCUCAACUGUGCUAGACACAGCACCCUGUGCUCCCUCUGGGCUAAAUGUGACGUCGACAUGUAACUCCAACACGACUUCAGUUGCCUGGAGUCCAUCUAGCAGUAUUGUGGCAUAUUACAUCGCAUCAGCAGAGCCUAGUAGUGGACUGACACUGACCUGCAACUCUAGCAGCACUUCCUGUGACAUCAGUGGCCUGAUAUGUGGGCAGACAUACAACGUGUCUGUCACAGCAUAUGGAUGGGACUGUGUUGGGAGCAAGAGCUUAACGUACACUCUCAAAACAGCUCCCUGUGCUCCUCAGACCGUGCAGUUCCAGCUACUUACCUGCCAAUCAGGCAACCUGAGUGUUGUCUGGCAACCUACUAGUGGAGCACUAAUGUACCGUGCAGAAGCUGUGACGUUCCCUGGACAUCUCCUUAGCUGUUACUCUUCCUACACUUCCUGUGUUAUCCCCGCCCUUGGCUGUGGACAGACCUAUGACGUCAGCGUGGUUGCUGUGGGUGACAGCUGCAAUAGCUCACGCAGUGCCAUCAGGCAAGCCAGCACAGCGCCCUGUCCUCCCAGCUCCGUCACUGCUGUGGUUAAUUGCUCCACCAACACUGCAACUGUGUCAUGGAACACUUCGAGUGUUCUUGGUGCUGUGUACACUGCAAGGGCCAUCACCAAUGUGGCAUCCCCUUCUGAGGUGGAGUGUAACAGCACAAACUCUAGCUGUGCUCUCACAGGCCUGCACUGCGGCACUCAGUACAACGUCACUGUCAUAGCGACUAAAGACAACUGCACGAGUGCACCUAGUGCUGUGUACUCCUUCUUUACAGCUCCUUGUGUGCCCACUCUGAGUGACGUGGUGUUGGACUGUAGCUCUGGUUCAGCUCUGGCAGUUUGGUCAGGAGCUGGGUCGGGAUCCGGUGGAGUAAACCUGUUCUCCAUCACUGCUGUGGAUGGUCAGGGUGAACAGCUAGGUUGCAACAACACACAAACGCCAUCAUGCACAGUGUGGGGACUCCAGUGUGGCCGAACAUACACAUUCAGUGUGACAGCAGGAGGAGCACAGUGUACCAGCACACCUAGCAACACACUGCAGACUCGCACUGCUGCCUGCCCUGCACGAGCAAUCCAGACCACAAUAGGCUGCCGCAACAACACAGCCAGUGUCUCCUGGUCUCCUGGCGAUGGAGCUCUUUCAUAUACAGCAACACUGCAAAGUUCAGACGGACGCACAUACACCUGCAACAGCGCUGCAACGAGCUGUGAUGUCACUAACCUGCCUUGUGGACAGACAUAUUCUAUUACAGUGGCUGCAAAGGGUCAAAACUGCAGCAGUACUAACAGCACAGGAUCACCUGUAAGAACAGCUCCUUGUGUACCUCAAAAUGUGACAGCCAGUGUGAACUGCAGCAACAACAUUGGAACGGUUUCCUGGCAAAGCAGUCAAGGGGCAGCUCUGUACUUUGUAAUGGCCAACAGCAGCAACGGACAAUCCACCAAUUGUACCUCAGCUAGCACUUCCUGUGACCUUUCCCCUCUGGCCUGUGGACUGACCUACACAGUCACAGUAAUGGCGAAGGACAGCAACUGCACCAGUGCCUGCAGUGCACCUGUCCAGCUGCAGACAGCUCCUUGUGUGCCCACUCUGAGUGACGUAGUGCUGGACUGUAGCUCUGGUUCAGCUCUGGCAGUUUGGUCAGGAGCUGGGUCAGGGUCAGGUGGAGCAGAUCUGUACACCGUCUCUGCAGUGGACGGUCAGGGUGGACAGCUAAGCUGUAAUAACACACAAACGCCAUCAUGCACAGUGUGGGGACUCCAGUGUGGCCGAACAUACACAUUCCGUCUGACAGCAUCACGUGGGCAGUGCACCAGCACAGCUAGCAACACACUGCAGACUCGCACUGCCGCCUGCCCUGCACGAGCAAUCCAGACCACAAUAGGCUGCCGCAACAACACAGCCAGUGUCUCCUGGUCUCCUGGCGAUGGAGCUGUUUCACAUUCAGCAACACUGCAAAGUUCAGACGGACACACAUACACCUGCAACAGUGCUGCCACAAGCUGUGAUGUCACUAACCUGCCCUGUGGACAGACAUAUUCUGUUACAGUGGCUGCAAAGGGUCAAAACUGCAGCAGUACUAACAGCACAGGAUCACCUGUAAAAACUGCUCCUUGUGUACCUCAAAACGUGACAGCCAGUGUGAACUGCAGCAGCAACAACAUCGGAACAGUUUCCUGGCAAAGCAGUCAAGGGGCGGCACUUUACUUUGUAAUGGCCAACAGCAGCAACGGACAAUCAACUAACUGUACUUCAGCUAGCACUUCCUGUGACCUUUCCCCUCUGGCCUGUGGACUGACCUACACAGUCACAGUAAUGGCGAAGGAUAGUAACUGCACCAGUGCCUGCAGUGCACCUGUCCAACUGCAGACAGCUCCUUGUGUGCCCACUCUGAGUGACGUAGUGCUGGACUGUAGCUCUGGUUCAGCUCUGGCAGUUUGGUCAGGAGCUGGAUCAGGGUCUGGUGGAGCAGAUCUGUACACCGUCUCUGCAGUGGACGCCGCCUGCCCAGCACGAGCAAUCCAGACCACAAUAGGCUGCCGCAACAACACAGCCAGUGUCUCCUGGUCUCCUGGCGAUGGAGCUGUUUCAUAUUCAGCAACGCUACAAAGUUCAGACGGACGCACAUACACCUGCAACAGCGCUGCCAUGAGCUGUGAUGUCACUAACCUGCCUUGUGGACAGACAUAUUCUGUUACAGUGGCUGCAAAGGGUCAAAACUGCAGCAGUACUAACAGCACAGGAUCACCUGUAAGAACUGCUCCUUGUGUACCUCAAAACGUGACAGCCAGUGUGAACUGCAGUAGCAACAUUGGAACGGUUUCCUGGCAAAGCAGUCAAGGGGCGGCACUUUACUUUGUAAUGGCCAACAGCAGCAACGGACAAUCAACUAACUGUACUUCAGCUAGCACUUCCUGUGACCUUUCCCCUCUGGCCUGCGGCCUGACCUACACAGUCACAGUAAUGGCGAAGGAUAGUAACUGCACCAGUCCCUGCAGUGCACCUGUCCAACUGCAGACAGCUCCUUGUGUGCCCACUCUGAGUGACGUAGUGCUGGACUGUAGCUCUGGUUCAGCUCUGGCAGUUUGGUCAGGAGCUGGGUCAGGGUCAGGUGGAGCAGAUCUGUACACCGUCUCUGCAGUGGACGGUCAGGGUGGACAGCUAAGCUGUAAUAACACACAAACGCCAUCAUGCACAGUGUGGGGACUCCAGUGUGGCCGAACAUACACAUUCCGUCUGACAGCAUCACGUGGGCAGUGCACCAGCACAGCUAGCAACACACUGCAGACUCGCACUGCCGCCUGCCCAGCACGAGCAAUCCAGACCACAAUAGGCUGCCGCAACAACACAGCCAGUGUCUCCUGGUCUCCUGGCGAUGGAGCUGUUUCAUAUUCAGCAACGCUACAAAGUUCAGACGGACGCACAUACACCUGCAACAGCGCUGCCAUGAGCUGUGAUGUCACUAACCUGCCUUGUGGACAGACAUAUUCUGUUACAGUGGCUGCAAAGGGUCAAAACUGCAGCAGUACUAACAGCACAGGAUCACCUGUAAGAACUGCUCCUUGUGUACCUCAAAACGUGACAGCCAGUGUGAACUGCAGUAGCAACAUUGGAACGGUUUCCUGGCAAAGCAGUCAAGGGGCGGCACUUUACUUUGUAAUGGCCAACAGCAGCAACGGACAAUCAACUAACUGUACUUCAGCUAGCACUUCCUGUGACCUUUCCCCUCUGGCCUGCGGCCUGACCUACACAGUCACAGUAAUGGCGAAGGAUAGUAACUGCACCAGUCCCUGCAGUGCACCUGUCCAACUGCAGACAGCUCCUUGUGUGCCCACUCUGAGUGAUGUAGUGCUGGACUGUAGCUCUGGUUCAGCUCUGGCAGUUUGGUCAGGAGCUGGGUCAGGGUCAGGUGGAGCAGAUCUGUACACCGUCUCUGCAGUGGACGGUCAGGGUGGACAGCUAAGCUGUAAUAACACACAAACGCCAUCAUGCACAGUGUGGGGACUCCAGUGUGGCCGAACAUACACAUUCCGUCUGACAGCAUCACGUGGGCAGUGCACCAGCACAGCUAGCAACACACUGCAGACUCGCACUGCCGCCUGCCCAGCACGGGAAGUCCAGACCGUAAUAGGCUGCUACAACAACACAGCCAGUGUCUCCUGGUCUCCUGGCAAUGGAGCUGUUUUGUAUUCUGCAGUGCUGCAAAGUUCAGAUGGACGUACAUACACCUGCAACAGCACUGCCACAAGCUGUGAUGUCACUAACCUGCCUUGUGGACAGACAUAUUCUGUUACAGUGGCUGCAAAAGGUCAAAACUGCAGCAGUACGAACAGCAGAGGAUCACCUGUAAGAACAGCUCCUUGUGUACCACAAAACGUGUCAGCCAGUGUGAACUGCAGCAGCAACAUCGGAACGGUUUCCUGGCAAAGCAGUCAAGGGGCGGCACUUUACUUUGUAAUGGCCAACAGCAGUAAUGGACAAUCCACCAAUUGUACCUCAGUCAGCACUUCCUGUAACCUUUCCCCUCUGGCCUGCGGCCUGACCUACACAGUAACAGUAAUGGCGAAGGACAGCAACUGCACCAGUGCCUGCAGUGCACCUGUCCAACUGAAGACAGUGCCAUGUGUCCCACAGAACUUUCUGCCAGUUGUAGACUGUGAGACAAACAAUGUGAACGUGUCAUGGUCUCCUAGCAUGGGUGCCAGCCUGUACACAGUGACCCUGCGAGAUGCUAACGGCUUGUCUGGGACUUGCCAGUCCACUGGGGGACAGUGUAAUGCAACAGGCCUCAGAUGUGGACAGAUGUACUAUGUGUCUGUCACAGCGUCUGAUGACCGGUGUACCAGUGCUCCAAGUACCAGUACAACUGUGCAGUCAGUCCCCUGUCCUCCGUCUUACAUCUCGGCCGUGCUGAACUGUACGACUGAUGUUGCCGUGGUGAUGUGGGGGCCAAGCGCAGGGUCACUGGGUUACAGCGUUUCAGCUGUGGCAUCUCUGGGGCAGAUCAGUAGAUGCAGCUCGAACGGCUCCAGCACUUCCUGUGAGUUGAGCUCUCUAAGGUGUGGUGCAGCGUACACAGUGAGCGUACAGGCCCUCGGAGCCAUGUGCAACAGAAGUGCAGACAUGAGCGGAUACCUGACGACAGAGCCAUGUGUUCCACAGCACCUCAAAGUGCAGUAUGACCUCUUCAUUGCACAGCUCUUCUGGGACUUUACCCAGGAAGACACCACCUUCACUGCCCUGGCAGCGACACAGCAGAGCCUGAACAUCACAUGUCCUGAGACAGCUGAUACCAACUGCGCUCUCUCCGGCACGCAGUGCGGACAGAUCUACAACAUCACCGUCACAGCCCACAACAGCGCCUGCAAUGGAACUGGAACUGCCACUUCUGACCCCUACCAGCUCAUGACAGAGCCCUGUCCUCCACAGAAUGUCCGGGCCAGAAUGAACUGCUCCUCCCUCGUUGCUUCUGUCUCCUGGGACACCAGCCUUGUUGCUGUGGGUUAUGUGGUGUUCAUGGACAACUGGAAUGGUGACUCUUGGGCCAAUGUCACGUCACAAACUAGCUACAGUGUUCCAGGACUCAGCUGUGGUACACGGUAUACCACAUACGUACGAGCGCUCGGACAAGUGUACAACAGCUCCGACAGUGACACGGUCAGCCUGCAAACAGCCCCCUGUGUGCCUGACAGCACAAGUGUUUCUGUUCAAGUGGACUGCGCCACAGACACUGCCCUGCUCUCCUGGGCCUUCAGUGCAGGGGUGGAUAAUUACACAGCUGUAGUCCUGGGGUCAGGAGGUCACUUCAACUCAUGCUCUACCCAGCAGAACCAGUGCAAUGUAUCAUUGCUGUGUGGACAGAGCUACAACCUCACUCUCAUCUCUAUCAACCAGCAGUGCCAGAUCCCCACUGUCAUUAACACCACCUUCCAGUCCACACCGUGUGAGCCAGUUGGUGUAGUGGUUAAUAUGGCAUGUGGAACGAGCUCUGCUGUGGUGUCUUGGCAGAGAGCACAGGGUGUGGAUUACUACAUUGCCCGUGCUGUCCGAGGAGGAGAUGGUCGUGAGGACGUGUGUAACUCCACCUCCUCCACUUGCCAGUUCUCCAGCCUGGCCUGCGGACAGAACUACACCUUUACCAUUACAGCAUACAUGGGCCGCUGCUCUAGCAACACCAGCCAACCAGCUUACAUCUCUACAGCUCCAUGUGUUCCCAGUGGGCUGGUUGCAGUUUCAGCGUCAGGCUGUGGUUCAGCAGGGGCUUUACUGAGCUGGAAUUCCAGUGCCGGAGCAGAAGUGUAUGUGGUGAAUGGGUGGAGCAGAGAUGGCCACACGGUGUCUCUCCGCACCAGCCUGUCUACCAUCAGUCUCCCUGAUCUACACUGCAGCCAGGAAUACAACUUCACCAUCACAGCCAGCAACCAGCAGUGCAACAGCACUCCUAGUCUACCUGCUAGACUCCAGACAGGGCCCUGCUCUGCUGCUGCAGUCUCUGCUGUGCUAGACUGCAUGUCGAGUGUUGCUGUGGUCUCCUGGCAGCCCAAUAAUGGCACAGCCAUUUAUACGGCCACCCUGCUGGACUCCUCUGGGCCUCUGCGGAGCUGUGUAGGAGUGGACUCACAAUGCAACAUCGGUGGGCUGGCCUGUGGAAAGAACUACAGCGUCUCAGUGACUGUGUCCAACGACCAGUGUAACUCCACUACAACCCUGCCCACUAGCCUGCAGACAGCACCCUGUGUUCCUGUCAAUAUUUCCGUGAUAACGGGAUGUGCUAAUAGCUCAGCUGUAGUGGUGUGGGAUCGCAGCCAGGGGGCGAUCUCCUAUUACGUCUAUGCUGUGAGCAGCAAUGGCAACAUUUCCUGCCAGAGUACAUCACCCACCUGCGUCCUCACAAACCUCACCUGUGGCUCCACCUACUCUGUCCGUGUGGUUGCUGUGGGCAACAACUGCUCCAGUGUGCCCAGCCAGCCUGUGGUCAUCAGUUCAGUACCCUGCCAGCCAACAAACGUGUCUGUAGAUGUGCAGUGUGCAAAUGGUAUUGCGAUGUUGUCCUGGGCAGCGCAGACAGGAGCUGUGCAGUAUUUCGCAACUGCCCAGUCAGACAACGCCACACCGCUCUACUGCCAGACCACGAACACUUCCUGCACCCUGCAGGGCCUGCACUGUGGUGCCGUGUACAACUUUACGGUGCAGGCCUCAAAUGGACCCUGCAACAGCUCCUUCAGCAAAACACUAACAGGAGGAGGAGUGCCUUGCCCUCCAGCCAGCUUCCGGGUCAUCCCGAGUGUGCUGGUAGGUCAGAGUCAGCUUCUGAGGGCCUACUGGUCCAUCGUGAACUGCCCCAACUCCAGCUACCUUCUGGAAGUUUCUGGCAGCAUUCAGGGUGACCCCCAGUCCCUCUUCCAGAUGACCUCGUAUUGGACGAACCGCACAUACUUUGAGAUGCCUGUCCCCUGUAGCUCCACCUACAGCGCCAGCGUGAGGGCUCAGAACUCUGGCGGCACCAGUGUACCAUCAGCCGUCGUCACAGGGAUCUCAGUACCUUGUCCUCCUCUGUCCGUCACUUUUACUGGCUCCAACUCCUCUGCUGUGGUGGCGUGGAAUGCCUCUUUGUAUGCCACCGUGUACCACGUCUACCAGGUGACAUCCAGUGGCCGGAUACAACUGUGUAACACUUCUCAGCUCUCCUGCCCCAUCACCAAUGUCAGUAGCAACCUGAUCAUGGUUACUGCCAGGAACGCAGCCGGGGAGAGUGCUGGUACAUCGGGCGUGCGUGUGAUAGCAGCUCGCAGGAGGAGAGACUUGACCCAGACAGAGAUCGGUGAGCUGACCAGCCCACAAGCCAGUUUCACUAUGGUAACAGCUGAUGCUGUCUGGCUGGAAUGGACUCAUGUGGAGGGGGCGGAGUUCUACUCCUUGCUGAUCCGGGAACAGUCCAGCUCAUCUAAACCUGUCGUCAUGACCGUGUACGGAGAGACCUCCAUCAUCCCGGAGCUCAAACCAGCAACAAUGUACUGCAUCUCGCUUUCUGCCAGAAACUCCUACAGCAGUGGGCCCUACUCAGAACCUGCGUGUGUUCAGACCGCAGCUCUGAGCUAAGGCCACGUUUGGGUCACGUUUCUCAAGGACAAAAUUGCAGAUGUUGGGCAUAUGAUGGGGACGUAUUAAUCCUACAUCAGCAUUUUUAUUCUGAGAAACAUGAGACAUACAUACCAAAGGACUGGAUCUAGAGAGACUGUUCACUUCAGUGAGUGAACGGUCACAUUAAUACGUUAAUAUGCUUUCAAUUUUCCAUCAAAUCAAACUCAUGCAUUGCUGUUUAUGUAAGAAAUAAUAAGGUAUUUGUUUUAUGUAAUUGAGUUUCCCUUUAAUUCCCUCAGAACAGCAAGUCCUUGAUGUUACAAAAACAGACUUGUAGGGGUCUCUGAGGAUUGAUACAGGCAACCACUGUUCCACAACUCUGGAGAUUAAAAGGGAAUUACACUGAUUUUUUUCCUUUAAAUUUUCUGUACAAUUAAAUCGUUAAGAUGUAAAGUCAUUCAGAGUGGUUUGAUGUGAAAUGCAUCAUUUUAGAGAAGCUACCCAGUCAGAAUUGCUUACAGUGGAGGUAAUAGGAACCAAACAUCUUAAUGGUUUAAUGCCUCUAAAACAGAAGAGCUCAACUCCAGUCCUGGAGGGCUGGUGUCCUUUACAGUUAGGUAAUUUUCUUACUAAAACAUAUGAUUCAAUUUUGAAUUACCAGGUUAAGCAGGUGUGUUUGAAUGAGGAAACUACAAAACUAUGCUGGACACCAGCCCUCCAGAACCAGAGUUGUGCACCAUUACUCUAAAAGCUCCUUCCUUCACAUAAAGUUAAUCAUGUAAAAUAGUUAUGAACACACUGCUGAUAUCUGAGACACUGUUUUAUGAUCAUCUUAAAAGACAAUUUUGGCUUAAAACAGAUU